GUUAAUUUAAAUGCAUGUCGGCUCACCAUUGCACCAUGUCUGAUCCUCGCGACACCUUCGACCCGUUGAUUCGUAAAGCCUUUCAAAGUGAAGGCCUUAAGAGCUACUAUCUGAAGUUCCGAGGCGGUAAUGAGAAAGGCGAAGGCUAUAUUGGUGACAUUGUAUUUGUGGAUGUCUUCGCUACCAAGCUGGAUGGUGCUGAAACAGUGUAUAGUUUAGUGUUGAAGACGGGUGGGAAGAACAAGUCGAUGCGGCAAAUUGUUCGCCUGGGGUUUGAAAGGGAGAUUUACAUUUAUUCGAAGGUUAUUCCAGCCUUUUGGCAGUUGCAGGAAGAAUAUGGCAUGGUAAAAUUUGCUUCAAUCCCACGUUGCUACCUAACAAUUCUAACCGAUAGUCAAGAAACUUUGUUGCUCCAGGACAUCAAAUCUGUGGGCUUCCAACUAUACGACCGGAAAACUGUAAUGAACCUGGACCAUAUCAAGCUGGUUCUAAAAGUCUUAGGCCAGUGGCAUGCUCUUUCAUUUGGUCUACAGACCAAACAUCGGUUAGAGUUCUCCAGAUUAACGUCUAAGUGGAAAUGCCCAGCUGAAGAGAUUUUCGUAAAGAGCCACGUGGGCAAGUGGAUGAACCUGGCACAAAAGCACUUGCUGUCUGUUCUGGAAGAAUCUGGCGAAUCGGAACUGUUGUUGAAAUAUAAGCAAAAAACCGACAACCACAUGGCUACCAGCAUUGUGAAAGAUAUUUUGUACAUGGAAAAAGAACAUGUUGUGAUCACUCAUGGAGAUUGUUGGAAUAACAACCUCAUGUUCAAAUAUGAGAACACAUCUGAAGCCUCCCCAACUGACUUGUGUAUUUUGGACUUCCAAAUAUCCACUCUGUCCAGCCCAGUAAUCGAUUUGAGCUACUUCAUCUAUGCGGUAUCAUCCACCGAUCAGUUGGAGCAUUUCGAUUCAUUACUCCAAAUAUACCAUCAAAGCUUAUCGCAUUAUCUUCGUCAAAUGGACUGCGAUCCACAAAAUAUUUUUUCUUUUACAGAUCUUCUGGAUCAUUGGAGUAAAUAUUCCGCAUAUGGAGCGAUGAUCAAUCCGUUGAUCGUUUGCGAUAACUUGGUGGAUAAAGACAAUGCUGCCAGUUAUGCCAAUAUAAACGAGGUAUAUGAGUCGAUUAUAGAAAGUGUGGAUAAGAAGCAUAGCGAAUUGUUUUCUUCGAGGCUCAUUGCGGUAGCAAGACAUUUUACAAAGGAUGUUUAAAGUGUGAAUAAUUUGUAGAUUAAAAAUAUGUAGUCUUAAA
This is a messenger RNA of Dendroctonus ponderosae (mountain pine beetle), 1290 nucleotides long. RefSeq lists its product as uncharacterized. The record is from RefSeq and is a predicted model, not a curated record. Lineage: Eukaryota; Metazoa; Arthropoda; Insecta; Coleoptera; Curculionidae. The coding region runs from base 15 to 1250 and encodes 411 amino acids. The transcript has 3 exons.